This is a messenger RNA of Anolis sagrei ordinatus, 3516 nucleotides long. RefSeq names its product nurim (gene NRM). Gene Ontology annotation, cellular component: nuclear membrane. The record is from RefSeq and is a predicted model, not a curated record. NCBI's taxonomy places the organism in Eukaryota, Metazoa, Chordata, Lepidosauria, Squamata, Anolidae.
GGGGCCUGCAGGCGGCGGGAGAAACGCCUUUCCCCCCCACUCCCCUGCCAUGGCCGCGCUUUCCCUCCUGCGGAUGAUCCCGGCCUUGGGCGGCUUUCUCUUCGCCUUCGGGACCGGCGUGGAGCUCAUCCGCUUCGUUUCCCUUCGGGGGCUUCUCCUGCCAGAAGCCACUUCUCCAGCCAGAACCGAUGCUGCCAGUCGACCUCCAUGGGGAGCUGCCCUGAGGGACCCCAAGGUCCUGCACCCCCUGACCGUUGACAUGGGCUUGAUAGCCCUCUUCAUCCUGCAGCACAGCCUUAUGGCCACUGACCGCGUGAAACGCUGGACCAACAGCUGCUUUGGAGUCCUACAGAGAUCCUUCUAUGUCUUUUGCACAGCUCUGGCCCUCCAGUUGCUGAUGAGGUACUGGCAGCCAGUCCAGGAUGGUCCUGAGCUCUGGAGAACAAGCACCGAGCCUUGGGUCACUUGGGUUCCUCUUAUCUGCUUUAUCCUACACUUCAUUGCCUGGUUGGUCAUCUUUAGCAUCAUCCUCAUCUUCGACUAUGCAGAACUGAUGGGAGUCAAACAGGUUUAUUACCACUGUUUGGGCAUGGGUGAUCCUUUGGCGGUGAAGUCCUCCCGGGCUGUCCGCCUUUAUGCCCACCUUCGCCACCCUGUCUACCUGGAGUUCCUCCUCAUCCUCUGGGCCGUUCCCUGUCUCUCUCUCGACCGACUUCUACUGGCCUUGCUCUUCACCCUUUACUUGACCUGCGCCCACAGCCUUGACAAGCAAGACUACCUUUAUCUCCGAGCUCAGCUGGACAAGAAGUUCCAGAUCUUCUCCCGCGAAGAGGCGGCCCAUGGCACCUUGCUGGCACAGAACGGCCCUUCGGUCCAUAAAGACAACUGAAUGGGGUGGGUCUGUGGGGAGACAGCCCUAGUGUUGGCCUCCCGGGGCUUGUUGCUCUUUGACCUCGCAUGCAAAGCACUGAAUAAUGCACUAUGUCUUACCUUCUUCCCCCUUUUGUGCACUCAGGAUUUCAUGGCCUAAGAAAACAACCCAAACAGUUGUGGCUUCCCAGGUGCCCAGCCCCUUUUAUGACUCACUCAGAAUAUGUACGUAUGCAAAGUUUGAGCAUUUGUAUCCACACUGAAGCAUAGGAGGUAGAUGCCCACACCAUGGCAGGGGGCACUUUAGAAAUGGCUAUUAAAAUCUUGGAAGGAGCCAUUGGAAAACUAUGGAGGACAUGUUGGGACCAGAGAAUUUUACCUUCCCAAGGAAGGAUAAAGAGAGCUUUUGAGGACAGAUAGGAUUGCUUCUUUUUUUUGCUGGGUGGCUCUUUUGCAUUGGAAAGUUGCUAAACAAACAAAAGUCUUCUCCGUUCCUAGCAAAGUGCUGAUUGUUUACAGCACAGCAACUUUUGCAGCAUGAGAAAGAAAAGCAAAAAAAAGAACUAAAUUUGGAUCUUCUCCAAUCUUGAGAACUGAAGUGUUCCAUUUCAGCCUGAGAGAGCUCAUUUUAAUUCAUAGAUAACAUGGCUUUUUUUAAACGCUGAAGCACUCUUUUAUAUUCUAAUAAACUUUUACUACGUUUUUACUGCAGGGAUUACGCCAAAAUGAUUUUUAAAGCAUGGGAUUUUAACUGAUAACAAUCAACCAUUCCUUUAAAUAUAGAUAUAUAUGUAUAGAGAGAGAGAACACGCAGGGUUAGAUAAUUGGAUUUGAAGGGUGUUUUUGUAUCCUCCCUGUAAAUAUAUUUCUUCUAAUAUGGUUCCUCAAAUGCAUGGUGCUUGGCAAAUAUAGAGUUAAUCACUCAGUCUGAGUUUUCCGGGGUGUAUGGCCAUAUUCCAGAAGCAUUCUCUCCUGAUGUUUUGCCCACAACUAUGGCAAGUAUCUUCAGAGGUUGAAGGGUCUGUUGGAAACUAGGCAAGUGGGGUUUAUAUAUCUGUGAAAUAUCCAGGGUGGGAAAAAGAACUCUUGUCUGUUUGAAGCGGGUGUGAAUGUUGCAAUUGGUCACCUUGAUUAGCAUUGAAUGGCCUUGCAGUUACAAAGUCUGGCUGCUUCCUGCCUGGAAGUAAUCUGGCUGCAGCCCAUUGGACUAGUUUGAGUUUUCAAACUGUCUUCAAAGGCAACCCCACAUAGAGUGCGUUGCAGUAAUCUAUUUCGGAUGUAACAAGAGCAUGGACCACCGUAGCCAGAUCAGACUUUCCAACAGACCUCAGAGGAUGUCUGCCAUAGAUGCAGGUGAAACGUCAGGAGAGAAUACUUCUAGAGUAGUGGUUCUCAACCUGUGGGUCCCUAGGUGUUUUGGCCUACAAUUCCCAGAAAUCCCAGGCAGUUUACCAGCUGUUGGGAUUUCUGGAAGUUGAAGGCCAAAACAUCUGGGGACCUAUAGGUUGAGAACCACUGUUCUAGAGCAUGGCCAGACAGCCCGAAAAACCUACAACAACCCAACAUCUUUAAAGUUCAAUGUAAGACUCAGAAUGGAUGUACAGUCAGCCCCACGCAUUCACUGGGGUUAGGGUUAGGCACAGGACUCCCUAUGUAAGUGUAAAACCGCAAAUAUAGAAAUUGCUAUGUUUUUAACUUGGGGAAACACCUCUCUAGCAAUUUAUCACAAUUCUAUGAUUACUUCUGCUGAAAGUUGACCAUAGAAUUGCAUUGGAGCAGCUAGGGAUUCCUAGACAAGUGUUCCCAUAGAAUCAUAGAAUUCAAUUAUAGAAUCACAGAGCUGGAAGAGACCGCAAGGGCCACCCAGUCCAACCCCCUUCUCUUGAUAUCUCUAGGUCCUCCAAAGUGACUGGAGGAAGUUGACCAUACAGUGUUCCCUCGCUACUUCACGGUUUACUUUUCGUGGACUGGCUGUUUCAUGGGUUUUUGCCUCCUGGCAACAAUGGAGUGUGGAAGGGGCUUUUACCUUCCCCCUCAGGAGAGAGGCAGCCAAUCAUUAAAAAAAAGAGAGAGAGGAGAUACAAAGCAGUAUGUAAAUCAUGGCCUUAUAGCCCCUUUCUUAUAGCUAGCAAAAAAGAAAAGGUGUGCAGUGCCUUUAAACCUCUCCUUGCUUCUGCCUCACCCUUGGAAUGCAAUAUAUAGAUAGGUAUAGAUAUAGAGCACCCCAACUUCACAGAUUUUCACUUUUUUCAGGUGGUCCUGGAACGUAACACCCGCGAUAAGUAAGGGAACACUAUAGUCUCACUGGAUGACCUAAAUUCUUAGAACAUUUUAAAUCAUACCCAUAAAUGAUCAAAGCUGCAAAAGUCAAAACUGCAAAUAUAGAGGAAUGACAGGGACUUGGACUCACCAGCCACCACUGCUCUGUUCAGAAUUCCUUUCAGGAUCUAGACCUGGAAAACCUUUCUAUGUUAGAAUCAUGGUUGCAGCUGGGCUGUGCCUAGCUAUGGAAGACAAUGUCAGCCUUAAUUUAUGACCCAAUGCCUUCAACAUCCACCAGUAUGUGUUCUCUUUCAAUCUGGCAUGCUUUUAUUACAGCUUUAAAACAUGUAACCCAAUGCCAAUAAAACUUUUUUUAAAAAAAAA